GAUACUAGUUGUUGGAAUAACUUCCUGUGAGCACGUGUUGUUGUUGAUAUUCUAAACCUGGAACGUUUUUUUCGGUAAUCGAAAGAAACUAAAGUUACAAAAAUGGCAAAGAAAAAGACUAAAAUACCCAAGCCCGCCACUGGGAAAAUUGUGGAUCGUAUCAAUACAGCAAAUCACAGCAUGAACCCAGAUCGAGCUGCAAGGCCAAAAGGACAAGGUGGUGGUAAUCUUCGAACAAGAUCAACAAUCAAACGUCUUCGUAUGUACAAAUAUUUCAAACCAAAACGAGAUCGUAAAGGAAAAAUAGUACGUUCAGCUCCCUUUCAGUCAGUGUUAGCAUCAGGAACAGUUGCCAGAGUUGAGCCAGAUAGAAGAUGGUUUGGCAAUACAAAAGUUGUAACACAGAAUGCUCUUCAAGACUUUCAAGAAGAAAUGGCCAAAGUGAAGAAAGAUCCAUAUAAAGUUGUAAUGAAACCCUCAACAUUACCGGUUACAUUGCUAAAUGAAGUAGCUAAAUAUAAAAGAGUUCACUUAUUGGACACAGAAACAUUUGAAAAUACAUUUGGUAAACACUCCCACAGAAAAAGACCAAGUAUGAAAACUGGUGAUUUAGAAGCUAUGUUAAAUAAAGCAGAAGAAUUAGGAGAGAAGUAUGAUGUAACUAAAGACAAAGAUUUGAUGGUAGAGGAUGAUGGAAUGAGAAAAGAAGCUUUAGAAAUGAUCUUCAAAGCAGGCAGAUCCAAAAGAGUAUGGAGUGAACUUUAUAAGGUAAUAGAUUCAUCAGAUGUAGUUGUUCAAGUACUGGAUGCUCGUGACCCACAAGGCACCCGCUGUUAUCACGUAGAAAAUUACAUCAGGAAAGAAAAACAACACAAACAUAUUAUUUUUGUUUUAAAUAAAGUAGAUUUAGUUCCAGUCUGGGUUACGCAAAAAUGGGUGGCUAUUUUGUCAGCUGAACAUCCAACUAUGGCUUUCCAUGCUAGUAUAACUAAUCCAUUUGGUAAAGGAGCUCUUAUUAAUCUACUCAGACAGUUUGCCAAGCUUCAUAAUGAUCGUAAACAGAUAAGUGUAGGUUUUAUUGGUUAUCCUAAUGUAGGAAAGAGUUCUAUAAUAAAUACCUUAAGAGCUAAAAAAGUGUGUAAAGUAGCUCCUAUAGCUGGAGAGACUAAAGUAUGGCAGUAUAUUACUUUAAUGAGAAGAAUAUAUUUAGUUGAUUGUCCUGGUGUGGUUUAUCCAACUGGUUCAACACCAACAGAUUGUGUACUAAAAGGAGUUGUUCGUAUUGAAUAUGUGAAAUCACCAGAAGAUUAUAUACCAGCUUUAUUAGCACGAGUAAAAAAAGAAUAUGUCUGUAAAACUUAUAAAGUAGAAAGUUGGACAGAUUCAGAGGAUCUCCUUGAACAGAUUGCUAAAAGAUCAGGAAAAUUAUUAAAGAAAGGGGAUCCAGAUUUGCCAACUGUAGCAAAAAUGAUUCUUAAUGACUGGCAGAGAGGCAAAAUACCUUAUUUUGUUAGACCACCAGGGUCAGAGGAUUUUCAAAAGGAGAAUAAAAUAGCUGAAAAUACAAGUCAAGAUGUUAAAACAUCAACGAAAGUUAGUAAAGAUAAUGAUAAAAAAACAUCAUCAGAUAAUGACACAGGUGUGGAGCAAGAAGGUGUGAAGGACACAAAAGAAAAUAAUGAAUCUAAUGAAACAGAUAUAUCAGACACACUGUCAAAACCCCAAUUAUCUAUUCCUGGUAUUAAACAGAACUUUAGUAAGAUUCAUGUAGAGGCAGAAUUUCUUGAUGAAGAUAUCAAACCAGUUGAAUGUAAUGAUGGUGAUGAUGAUGAUGAUAAUGUUGAAGAAGAAGAUGAUAAUGAUGAUGAUAAAGACAAAUCAAUUGAUGAAAAUGAUGAGGAUGAUAAUGAAGAAGUUAAAGAAAUUGUAAAAACCAUUUACAAGAAACCUGUUCUAGAUACAUUAAAAAAGAAAUUACAUCAAAUGCAGCUCAACAAAGGUAUUGUUACGUCGUCAGCGUCCAAGUCGCGAUCUCGAUCACGAAAGAAUAAACAUCCAGCCAUUGUUCCUACCAGUGAGCAACCAGAAUCUAGUGACUUCAUAGCCUUGAAUAAAAAUAAACCUUUAAAAACAAACAGCAAAAAGAAAUCAGAUGUAUUUUCUAAUAUUUCUAUGGACAAUGUAAAUGAAGAAAGGUCAAAGGGCAAAGAAAUUGGAAGCAUUAGUGCUAAGGACAUUGAAAAUAGUAAGAGCAGUAGUAGAAGAUCAGCCAGAGUAGAAACAAGGACUACAGCUAGUGGUAAAAUGGUGAUAACAGUUGAUGAAUCUAGUGCUAAUAAUACUGAUGCUGAUAAUUUAUACGAAGUAGAUAAAAAAGGUAGUAAGAAACAAGAGACACCCAAGUCAAAUAAAACUUCACCUAGAAAGAGAAAACAUGAUGAUGAUGAAGAAGAAGAUGAAGAUAGUACUCCUAAAUUAAAUAGUAAACAGAGGAGGCGUAGAGAAAAAAUAUCUCGAUCAUCUAAAAUAGGUGUUCAUUAUUACCAAUCAGCUAAUGUUAAAAACAGAAGUAAUAGAAGAAAACAAUGAUGACACAAGAGUAAUCUAACAACAUUUAUAAUUGUGUAGAUUGAUUGUUCCUAAAGCUGAGUCUCUAGAUUCCUCUUUAAUUCAAUCAACUUGUUUUAUUUCUGGUCAAAUGGGAAAUUCAAGAUGAUAUAUUCAAAAACUUUAAAAGCAUAACUUAUUGAAAUUAAAUAAAGGAAUCCAGAUUCAAAUUUUGAUCAUAACACAAAGCGAGUCAGAUUUUCAUUCUGGAUCAUCCGGUCUAGAUAAAUGUUUAAGAAUAAUAAAUACACUCAAAUAUUGUUGUUAGUUGAGAUGAGAGAGAUUAAUCUGAGCUCUUUUGUAUUAGGAUAGGCUUGAUCACUCUAGCCUAAAUGGUUUGCCUGCUUCAACAGCAACAAAUAUCUGUCAAUGAUGGACAAAAUAGAAUCAAUAGGUCUUACAAUUUAGUUGCAACUAAAAAUAACCCUCUCCCUGGUAAAAAUUUCAGUGUGUCAUUUGUAUCAAAUUUUCCAUGACAUAAUUCAAUCUAAAAUGUACUCAGAUAUAUAAAAACAUUAGUGGUAGACAAUCUCGCUCAGGCCCAUCAAAGGAUUCAGAGUUGGAUUGUGUUGUCUGCAAUGGAUGCUGAUUGUUUACAAAUUUUGAAUUCAUAUCUUUAUAAAUACUGAACAGAAUAUUAGGCCAUUUUUGGACUGAUAUUCCCUUUACUUUUACAGACUCAACUUAAACAAUCUCUAAAUGUUCAGAGACAUUACGUGAACUGUAUAAGGUUACAACCAGGCUGCCAGUUACCAUAACACAGAUGCUGUUUUGUCCAUAAUAUUUAUUGUAACUGAAUCAAAGACAGUUUAAGCUGGAGUUACCGAAACUAAUUUUACAUAAAUACACAGCUUGUGUACUCUAUGCAUUGUUUUGUUAUUGAUUAAAUGUAAUUUUGUUAGAGGUAUUAUUAAUUGGAAAGUCUCUGAGCAUCAUUUGAAGGGUUGAAGAAUCUCUUGCAGAGAACAAUAUUGGGAAAGUUGGAGCUCUAAAAAGGAAUAUUGGUCCAAAAAGGCUUGAAUUCUGCACAGAGCAUAUAAACAGGAUAUGGUCAGAAGCCAGUGCCACCUUUAAAAUUUAAUCUUAGCUAAAAUCUUUUGAUGGGCCUCUGUUCAAUCUGAAUGAAUUUAAUUUGCUAGAUUAUCUACAUAUGAUAUUUUUAUUUUGUUUUCUUAAUGACAUGUUAAAUUGCAUUUUAACACAGAUACAGUCAUGGAAAAUUUGAUAUUUUUCUUAAAAAUGCAAUUGACGCACAGAGACUUGAAUUAUUAUAUUGUUGAUAUAAAUGAAAUUGUUGAAUUAUCUUCAUGUAAAUAAAAUGAAAUAUAUUCAGAGCAAUGAUUAUU
Molecule: messenger RNA, 3953 nt
Organism: Patella vulgata (common limpet)
Lineage: Eukaryota; Metazoa; Mollusca; Gastropoda; Patellidae
Product: nucleolar GTP-binding protein 2
Exons: 14
Coding region: 103-2589 (828 amino acids)
Cellular component (GO): nucleolus
Molecular function (GO): GTP binding
Source: RefSeq, a predicted model, not a curated record